GGAGGGCAGGGAACAUAGCCAUCUAGGGAACAUCCUUGUCAUUCUUGUUUUGCGCAUUGGCAAAUCAUAAAAGUUAAACCAGUUGUGAGAGCGGGCGGGAGUGUGCGCUGAGCAACACUUGCACGGUGCUGGCAUGUGGAAGGUUGCCGACUGCAAACAACAACAACAACACAAGCCGGGAUUCUGAGGGAGACUUUUGAUCAACAAGAAGUCAGGGCAGCUACAGGUGCUGGGCUGGACAGCAGCGAGGGCGCUGGGAAGUUGCCUCAGCAGCAGCAGCAGCAGCGAGGGGUGAGGCUACUGUUCCCCGGGCCAGGGGCUCCUCUCCCCGGGCUCCUCUCCCCGGACUCCGCUCCCGGGAUUGAAGCCUCUCCCUCGGCUGUUCUUAUCCAUCACGCAGCCGGAAGUACGUGAGGAGCCCGGAGGGUAAAAGCCACUGGAGAGACAGAGAGAGAGAGAGUGAGAGAGAGAGAGAGAGGAAUAAACUCCACACAGAGUUGGGAGUUGUGGCCAUCGGUGCGGGAGGAAGGAAGCAGCCAGCCGCCGCCAGUCGAGUCAUUCAUUCAUCAUUCUGCAGGCGCCUACCCCGUCCCGGGGCGCCUCCCCGAUCUUUGCUCGCUCGCUCGCUCCCGGGAAUGCCCUGAGCGGGGAGGGAGAGUGCAAGAUGCCAAACCGGGAAAUACCAGCGGAGGAGACCGGCAGCAGCCCCGGCGCUGGGGACACAGAGAAAGAAAACGAGCGGCUCGGCGGAGAGACACCCGUCUCCCCGGUUUCAACCCUGAGCCAGAGGGAGUCCAAGCUGCAGAAGCUAAAGCGGUCACUGUCAUUUAAAACAAAAGGUCUCCGGAGUAAAAGUGCAGAGAACUUCUUCCAACGGACAAGCAGUGAGACAAAGCUGCAGGUAGAACUACUGCCUGGAGUCAGUUCCAGCACUGGACAGCUCCCAGUCUCCGAAAGUCAAACGUCCACCCCAACUAAAACUCAGAGGCAGUAUGAGAACAGGACGCACUCCUUCCUCGAAUACGUUUUCAAGAAACCAACCUUUUGCGAUACCUGCAACCACAUGAUCGUCGGCACCAAUGCCAAACUUGGGCUGCGCUGCAAGGCUUGUAAGAUGAGUAUUCAUCACAAAUGCAUUGAUGGUGUUGAACAGCAGCGAUGCAUGGGCAAGCUGCCAAAAGGGUUCCGGCGUUACUAUAGCUCUCCGCUAUUAAUCCAUGAACAAUAUGGGUGCAUCAAAGAAGUGAUGCCUAUCGCAUGCGGCAGUAAAAUAGACCCAGUAUAUGAAGCCCUUCGGUUUGGAACUUCCCUGGCUCAAAGAACUAAGAAGUCAGGGUCAGGCAGUACAUCAGACUCACCUCAGCGUAAUUCUGCUUCAGACCUGGCUGAAGUCCCAGAAGAAGGUGCUGAUGCUCCACGUGGGCUGUCAAGGGAGUAUAGCGAUAGCGUAUUUGGCUCUCUAGAGAAUGGACUUGAAAAUAUCACGAGGGUAGAAAGGAAGCCUUCCAGUUCUCAGUUGAAAGCACCUGAAAACAAAGACACCUUGCAGCAUUUCAAUUACGUUGCUUUGUACAGAUUCAUACCACAGGAGAAUGAUGAUCUGGAAAUGUAUGCUGGAGACAGAGUUUUUCUGCUGGAUGAUUCGAAUGAAGAAUGGUGGAAGGGUAAAAUUGCUGAUCGUGUUGGAUAUUUUCCUGCAACAUUUGUUCAGAAAGUGCUGGUGGGUGAGAAGGUCUUCAGAUGCACCAAACCAUUCUCAGGCUGUAAAGAAGAAGGACAGAUAAACGUGAAAGAAAAUCAGAUCUGUGUGGACAAGGGUGAAGAAACCAAUGGAUUCAUUAAAGUGUGCAGUGGAAAGAAGAAAGGUUUUGUGCCACUUGACAUCCUUGUCAAUAUCUGAUGUGACAUUGGAUCUAUGUAGUGAAGGUGAUGUUACUUCCUGUGGUACUUGCCAUCCUUGUUUCACAUUAUCAGCAAAGAUGAAUUAUCUUGUGGUCCGUUGUGGACUGUCAGACUGCUAAAAAGAGCAUGUUGAGUCAAUGAAGGAGUUCAGAGUUGCUUCAUGAAACCCAAAUGCUGAAAAUCUUAGCAUUCAUUUUCCAGACUGGAGAGAAUAUCUGCAGUUGUAUGAAGGUUUGGUAAUAGCCUAUCUCUAUAAAACUUGACAAUGGCAAGGACAGCUUAAAUGUCUAUAUUGUCCAUUUACACUUUAUUGGCAUCCAAAUAGAAAGUAGCAAAUCCAAUAUGGGGAUUUUUUAAAAACUGUGUGUGUACUCAAUAAGUAUGUGUUGUACUAUGUUUUUUUUCCAAAGGACAGCUGUUCCUGCAUCACAUUUGCUGGUUAUGUUAUCUUGUGACCAACAUAGAGUUUUGUGGCUCAGGUGAGGUAUAGUUUAAUCCCAAAAUUAUUUGCCUUACUGGUGUUUGAACAGCUCACAGAAUUACACAUCUGCCUGAAACACAUUUACUUGGAAGUCUAGGAUCAUAAUUAUCGUCAAUUUUAAUUGACCAAAAGAAAUCUGCCUCUCAUCUAAAUGGGAAUUAUACUUUCCUCAUGCUAUAUAAAUUAACGUUAUAUAAUGCUAUAUAUAUUAACGUUAUAAUGUUGGAGUAAAAAAUUUCCAUUUGUAGCAGCUUGCAGUUUUUGAAGAUGGUCUGAUCUACAUUGAUGCCAGUAUAACUAGAGAAAGAAACUGGUCAUCACUUACAUAACAAUUAAGGCACCACUAAACAGAAAAGUACCUUUGUUUUGUUAUUAAAAUCGAUCUGGAUAUUUUCGUUUGGUUGGUCAAAUGUUCAGAGAAUCCCUACUGUGUGGAAGCAAGCCAUUCAGUCCAUCGUGUUCACACUGACUUAUCCAAAGAGCAUCCCAUCA
Chiloscyllium plagiosum (whitespotted bambooshark) is the source of this 2875-nucleotide messenger RNA. RefSeq names its product SH3 and cysteine rich domain (gene stac). Gene Ontology annotation, molecular function: transmembrane transporter binding. Gene Ontology annotation, biological process: positive regulation of protein localization to plasma membrane; positive regulation of voltage-gated calcium channel activity; skeletal muscle contraction. Lineage: Eukaryota; Metazoa; Chordata; Chondrichthyes; Orectolobiformes; Hemiscylliidae. The record is from RefSeq and is a predicted model, not a curated record.